AUGUGCGACGCUCAGCGUGAGACACGUGGGCAAACAGCGUCAUCAUUAGCGUUGUCGUGCUUCAGUGAUGAUGGCGACAGGCAAUACACCGCGGCGGAUGAGCUCGCCGCGCAGAUCGUUGAUUGCGCAAGCCUCCUGACGUGCAUGAAUACCGAGGAUGCUGUCGAGUCGAUUCGGCCGCUCUCUCCACGGGGACGUGCCGUGACGGCGUGCGUCUCGUGGCGCCCAGUAGCGGCAGCAGCAGCUCCAGACGAUGUGCGGUCCGUGGAGGUGCGAUUCAGUUACACUGAGGCCUUUGUAUGCCGCACAAAAUCCGGCAGUGAACACGUCUACGAGUCGCUGAUGGCGUUACUGGUGGCAAACGGUUGUGGGGUUGCUGAGGCUGCAUGA
Messenger RNA from Trypanosoma rangeli, 390 nucleotides. RefSeq lists its product as uncharacterized. The coding region runs from base 1 to 390 and encodes 129 amino acids. Lineage: Eukaryota; Euglenozoa; Kinetoplastea; Trypanosomatida; Trypanosomatidae. The transcript has a single exon. The record is from RefSeq and is a predicted model, not a curated record.